This is a messenger RNA of Mesorhabditis belari, 1302 nucleotides long. The record is from the annotation of a GenBank genome assembly. Lineage: Eukaryota; Metazoa; Nematoda; Chromadorea; Rhabditida; Rhabditidae.
AUGACGAAUGAUGAACCGAAAAAGAAAAAGAAGCGAACAAAGGAGCAUGAUUUAACGCAGAUUAUUAACGACGUUCAAAAUGCUCCCGGCAAAAAAACAAAGACCGACUUGCUCAUCUACGAAAUUGUCUCUUUGGCUGAAAAUGUGUGCCAUGUUAAUUUCAGUCCCUGGACUCCGCUGGUGUUUGGUGAAAAAUCUAAGGAAAACUAUCAAAAUUUGAGAAAUCUUGGCUCAACACUUCAUAUUCGAUUAGAACCAAGCAAGGUUCUUCAAUACUUUGAUCAAAAGAACCUUUGGACCACGGUUCUUCAUUGUAACCAUCUCUCUUGGGUAUCAGAUACGAUCUAUGAUGAGCGAUUUGUGCUGCGACUACUUGCAAGCGUGAUGGGCCAUGGGUCUGAGUUGCCAUUGCGAGAAUUCACCGAAAUGGGCGCUCUUUCAUUAGCCUUCAGCUGUACGUCGAGUCGGAAUGAAACAACAAGAAAAGCCGCCUAUUAUGUUCUGCAAAGGUAUCUUUCGCUUCUCAACACGUUGACAAUUGAGACGUUUGAUCAACGCCCUAUUUUGGUUUUUCUUCUUCGUCUCUUCAAGAAUAGUGUUGAAACAGAAGCGCAACUUGUCUCAAACGUAAUUUCCCAAUACUUUGCGCGAGCCGCCAAAUUGUCGCUAAAUGCCGAGUCGGUUGUUUAUCCGGCUGUGAUGAGCUUCCUCACGAAAAAUUGCUUCCACAAGAUGCCUUUUGAUUCGAUUCCCGAUUUAGCGAGCAUGUUGUUUUCCAGUUCCACGCAGCAUCACAAGGAAGAGCGCCUAUUUCUGUUAGAUGUGGUUCGAUAUGGAUGCUGUGAGCCGAACGAUUAUGCAUUGAUUACAAGCAGGGGAGGAUUUCGAUCAAUAAUCUCCUUGUUCUCAUCUCCUCUCACAAAUAACAAUGCUCGUUUGUCGAUUCUCGACUUAUUGAAAAGACUUUCCACAAUGCCCACUCCAUCACACGACCUUAUUCAUCGAUUGAAUCUCCCAUCCUGGCUUGCACUACAAAUGGGGAAGAAAGAAGUUACUCACUUUGAACGUGGAUAUCUUGGAGAGAUCUUUUCUAUCUUAAUCUCUACGGAAUAUCAAAGAAUUCGCGACGGAGAGGCUAGCUUGCCGAAAGGGCAGCUUGCAGCAAUUCGUAUAGCUGCGAAAGAGGCCGUUGAGCGACUUCGCGAAUUGACGAAUGACAAAGACAAACGAAUUGCUGAUGAAAUUGAGAAAUUGAUGACGAAAAAAUGGAGAGGAUCAAGGAAAUCGACACAAGUGAAUGAG